UUUAAUCAUUCAGUGUCUCACUUCUUUUUUGCAGAUAUAAAUGAAUGUGAAGCAGGAAAGCACAGCUGUCAUGCAAAAGCUAAUUGCAAUAACACUAAAGGAUCCUUUGAGUGCACCUGCAAGCCAGGGUAUUCUGGGAAUGGAGUUAACUGCACAGGUGAAAACAAUACCUCGGUCUUCUUUAUAAUGAGUCUUUUUCUAAUCAACUCCAUUUAUCAAGCCAUUUAUCUAGCCAAGUUCAGCCACAAGGUAGUAUGCAGCUUAGUCUCUGGUAGUGCAGUUUGUUCUUUUAAGCUGAAUAAGUAUGGAAUGCUCCUGCAUUAUAAAAGUUUGUGAUUUGCAGUAUCUGUAUGCAAUUUUAGUCUUAUACAUGCUUGAGAUAUUUAAGUUUUUUAUGUAUUAUUAUAUUGUUCCCAUGCAGGAUUGUCAUGUCCAAAAACGCAUUCACACUGGGUGACCUUACUACAUUUAAUUAUAUCAAACCAAUGUACACAAUUCCGCGUUUAGAGUAUGAGCGGAAACGUGCCCUUUUUAUCCCUCAUUCUGUUGGCCAUUUUUCUUUAGAGAGGAAGUCAUUCUGUAUUCUCUAACAUCUUGCUUCCUUAGGUCUCGCGAAUCCUCUAUCUAUACACUUGAUGUCAUUUCUGAAUUUCUCACCUGCUCAAUAUAUAGCAAAAAUGUUUCUGCUUUUCAGUAUAGCCAGAAAUCUCUCGCUCCCUCUCUCUUCUGAUCUUACCCAGUUCUAGAAAAUAAAAGGUUAAUAGGUAAAUCAGUUUUGAUGAUUUAGUCCUGCAUCUGACUUGCAGACGUAAACGAGUGUAUAACAGGAGAGCACAACUGUGAUGCCAAUGCAGACUGCAAUAACACUGAAGGAUCUUUCGAGUGCACUUGCAAGCCAGGGUAUUCCGGGAACGGAGUUAACUGCACA
Molecule: messenger RNA, 928 nt
Organism: Porites lobata
Lineage: Eukaryota; Metazoa; Cnidaria; Anthozoa; Scleractinia; Poritidae
Source: the annotation of a GenBank genome assembly